AUAACCAACCAUUACCACCAGUCCAUGGAGUACCACCAGUACUUACCACCCGGUAAAGGUUCCGCGUACGCAUCUGACUCGGUCCUGGGCGUGAUUACAUUCUGGCGGACUCCCAUUCAUCCAUCGGCCAGCGCAACCCAGUAAUCAUCCGCAAUCCGCAUUUCCUUCAUCAUGAAUAUCGAAUUAUUAGAGUCGUUCGGUCAGAACUACCCGGAGGAGAAUGACGGCACGUUGGAUUGCAUCACCAUGGCUCUGACCUGCGCCUUCAAUCGCUUCGGCACGCUGCUGGCCGUGGGCUGCAACGAUGGGCGGGUCGUCAUCUGGGACUUUCUGACCCGCGGGAUCGCCAAGAUUCUCUCGGCCCACGUCCACCCCGUGUGCUCGUUGUCCUGGUCACGCUCCGGCGCCUGGCUCGUCUCAGCCUCCACUGACAACUCGGUCUCCGUAUGGAACGUGUUGUCCGGCGAGUGCGACCACAAGUUCCGAUUCCCGUCGCCCGUGCUCAAAGUCCAGUUUCAUCCCCGACGGGAGCAUCACGUCCUGGUCUGUCCCAUGAAGCAUCCGCCCGUGGUGGUCGAUCUGACCGAUGGUUCGCACGCCAUUGUGCCCACCGGCACCAUGGGGACGGCCGGGACGACCGGACCCACCCCCGCCGAGGACGAAAGCGAGGCCCAGGUGGUGGCCGCCUACGAUCAACGCGGCGAGCAUAUUUUCGCCGGCAAUGCCAAGGGGCGCGUGACAGUGGUGGCUUUGCCCUCCGAUAAGGCCGCCAUGCGGGCCGUGACUCAGUUCAAAGUCAGUCAGCAAGUCUCCUCCACUACGGCCAUCAAGAGCAUCGAGUUUGCGCGCAAGAGCGGGAGUUUCUUGGUCAAUACGGCUGAUCGGGUGAUUCGCGUUUACAAGACCUCGGAUGUGCUCAAUCUAACGGAGGGCAAGGACCCUGAGCCGGAUCAAAAGUUGCAAGAUUUGGUCAACAAAACCAUGUGGAAAAAGUGCUGCUUUUCUGGUGAUGGUGAAUAUGUAUGCGCCGGAUCGGCUCGUCAACACGCACUUUACAUUUGGGAAAAAGCCACGGGCACGCUCAUGAAAAUCCUGCACGGCCUGAAAGGCGAAUUGCUAGCCGAUGUGGUGUGGCAUCCCGUCCGUCCGAUUGUGGCCUCAAUUUCACAAGGCGUCGUCACGGUAUGGGCCCAACAACAAGUCGAAAAUUGGUCGGCCUUUGCCCCGGAUUUCAAAGAACUGGACGAAAACGUCGACUAUGAGGAACGCGAAUCAGAAUUCGACCUGGAAGAUGAGGACAAAUCCGUCCAACUCAACGAGGAGGAGAAAGACGAUGAUAUUGAGGUCGACGUAGCCAAUAACGCUCCCAUCCCCGUGUUUUGCUCGUCUGACGAGGAUGAGGAGGACCCGAAAUCACUAUUGUACCUGCCUAGCGCCCCGGAUAUUGAAGAGCCCGAGGAGCAUUACGUCCCGGGCGUGGAUGGCUCGGGGCCGGAUCCCAGCCUAGAAAGCCCCGGCUCGAAACGGGGAGCCGGCAACGACGGCAAGGACACCAAUCAGAGCAAGAAAAAGCGAACCAAAACCACGGAAAUCAACCUGACCAACGCCCCCAAAGAUGAAGUGCAUCCUAUGAUGGCCAAGUCGGGCGGGGCCAAGGACAAGUCGGGUGCGGCUGGAAAACGUACCACGGGCAGGCCCAAAGCCAAGGAUAAGAAAUCGAAAUAAGUCCAAGAAUUGUCCACGUUGAAUUGUAGCUAGGCCACUGACUUUUAUAAAUCUCACUUCACCUCGUUA
Tigriopus californicus is the source of this 1794-nucleotide messenger RNA. It is a transcript of the gene Rbbp5, whose product is annotated as retinoblastoma-binding protein 5 homolog. The record is from RefSeq and is a predicted model, not a curated record. Gene Ontology annotation, cellular component: Set1C/COMPASS complex. Lineage: Eukaryota; Metazoa; Arthropoda; Copepoda; Harpacticoida; Harpacticidae. The transcript is spliced from 6 exons. Bases 172 to 1725 code for a protein of 517 amino acids. Gene Ontology annotation, molecular function: protein binding.